This is a messenger RNA of Benincasa hispida (wax gourd), 1299 nucleotides long. Its product is annotated as rac-like GTP-binding protein ARAC8. Gene Ontology annotation, biological process: small GTPase-mediated signal transduction. Gene Ontology annotation, molecular function: GTP binding; GTPase activity. Lineage: Eukaryota; Viridiplantae; Streptophyta; Magnoliopsida; Cucurbitales; Cucurbitaceae. The record is from RefSeq and is a predicted model, not a curated record.
CUUUUUUCUGAAAAAUCUCUCACACCUAAACAAAGGGGAAGGAAGGAAGGAAGGAAGGAAGGAAAAAGAAAAGGGCAAAUAAUAAUGAAAAACUGAUACGAUCUUAUUGUGGUUAUAUGAAUUGCGAUAUAAACUCGAAAUGAAAUCCACAGCCAAAACUUAUUAGCAACCAGAAAAAAGGAAAGAGAGCGGAGAGGGAAAGAGUGAAUUAGUGAGAAUCAUGUGAUUUACCACUCUUUGCCUUGCGACCCUCUUUCUCUUCUCUCUCUUUUCUUCUUGAAUCAAAAAGCCAUAGAUGAUUCUGUAAACACCGACUGAAAACCCAUUUUAUUUCUUUGUUUGAUUUUCUUGUGUUUGUGUAACAAUUUCCUUUUCUGAACAGUUUUAGAGUCUUGAGAGUUCUUCUUCCCAUCUGGGUUUUGUUUCUUUUUUUGUUCAAUGGCUUCUAGUGCUUCAAGGUUCAUCAAGUGCGUUACGGUUGGAGAUGGGGCUGUUGGGAAGACUUGCAUGCUCAUAUGCUAUACUAGUAACAAAUUCCCCACUGAUUACAUUCCCACUGUGUUUGACAACUUUAGUGCAAAUGUGGUGGUUGAAGGCACCACUGUCAAUUUAGGCCUUUGGGAUACAGCCGGUCAAGAAGAUUAUAAUAGGUUGAGACCAUUGAGUUACAGAGGGGCUGAUGUUUUCAUCCUUGCCUUUUCGUUAGUUAGCCGAGCGAGUUACGAAAACGUACUUAAGAAGUGGAUUCCGGAGCUUCAACAUUAUGCACCUGGAGUCCCGGUGGUGUUGGUUGGCACCAAAUUGGAUCUUCGAGAGGACAAAUUCUAUUUGGCCGAUCAUCCCGGAUUGGUUCCCGUAACCACUUUGCAGGGUGAGGAACUCCGUAAACAGAUCGGUGCCACAUAUUACGUCGAAUGCAGCUCAAAAACCCAGCAGAAUGUGAAAGCAGUUUUUGAUGCAGCAAUAAAGGUGGUUAUCAAGCCACCACAGAAACAAAAAGAAAAGAAAAGGCCACACCGUGGGUGUCUGCUAAAUGUGUUUUGUGGAAGGAACCUUACAAGGCAAAGUUGAGAGCAGCUUUUAUAUAACAAAACAACAGAGGGUUGUUUUGGGUAAAGUGAAAGCGAAGCUAGGAGAAAAUUCGCUUGUAAUAUUAGCACCUGUUUUCUUUUUCAAGUCUGAUUGUUAUUAGUUCUUUUAGUGGCUCCUUUGUAUACAAGUUAUUUCGGGAGAAGGAUAUGACAUAAACUCAUGGUUUCUCUUUCUCCAUUUGGCAUUUGGUGUACUGUAAAAUAAUAA